This is a messenger RNA of Impatiens glandulifera, 1383 nucleotides long. RefSeq lists its product as uncharacterized. The record is from RefSeq and is a predicted model, not a curated record. Lineage: Eukaryota; Viridiplantae; Streptophyta; Magnoliopsida; Ericales; Balsaminaceae. The coding region runs from base 155 to 1330 and encodes 391 amino acids. The transcript is spliced from 4 exons.
UAGGAAGUCCUUCAAUCCUCCACCGCCACUGAAAUAAUUCAAAUUCGAUUCUGAGAGAGAGAGAGAGAGGCAGGCCAUCGUUGUGUAGGGUUUUCUUCAUUACUUACAUACAUACAGUGUAGUAGCCGUUAAGGGUCUGUAAAGAGAACACAAAAUGCUGAAGAUCGAUUCCAAACUCAAACAAUCGACGAGAAAACCACUCAGAGAAGUCUACAAUGGCGUUAAAUCAUCCAAAUCCGUUAAGAUUAAGAAACUUCCCGAUGUUUCCGAACAACGAGCGACCCAGAAAGACGCUUCCCUUGAUCGUCUUCUUCUCGUUCACUCCGAUCUAUCUUCUCUCCUUCGUCAGACUGAUGAACUUGUUGUCCAAGCCCUAAAACUUGAUUUGAACAGCAGAAAUGGAUUAAAUGAACUUGAAUCUUUCACACAACUGUUAUCAAGUAUUCAAACUUCUUUAAAGCCAUGGGUUCCCAGAAUUCAGAAAGCUCUUUCUGAUUGUUCAAAUCAAUCAGAUUGUGAGGAGGAUUCAAGAAACGAGAUUGAGAGUCCUGAACAGAUGAUAACUGAAUCUAGGGUUUCCCUUUCUCCAUUAGUAUCGUGGCGAGGCGACUUUGCUAAUGAAGGUGGUACACAACUUUUCCUACUUACCCCUAUGCCAAAACUGAAAUCAAUUUCAUCGAAAUUGUAUGUAACUGGACAAAGACCAUCGUCGUCGUCAAUCAUUGCUAUCUCGACAAACACGAAUGAUGAUCUUCUUGAAAGUGUAAUAGCAACUCCGAAUAAAACUUCUUUGGUUGUAAUGACAACUCCUUACAAGAAAAUGUCACCUAAGAAAUCUUGUGUAGUACUUGAACCUAUUUCCGAGAUAACUCCUCCCAAGAACAAUGCUGCAAACAGGACAUCAACCCCGUUUCCAGUUGGGAAUUUGAGUGAUUCAUCUGAAUCAUCCUCGGGUGAUGACUAUGAGGAUGAGGCUUCUAAGAACUUGUCUUUGAAAUAUUCUGAAAUGAUGGGUGGGAUUGUACAGUCUGAAAAAGUGGAAGAUGAAAGAAAAGAUUUGGAUUCGUCGCCUUAUUGGUUUUUUUCACCCCCGAAAACUUGCCUUGUGAUGGAACCGCAAGAAGAUGAUUACAGCAAAUCUGUUGAAUUAGAUUUUGCUGCUGCAAAAUCAAUCAACACUAGUAUUGUAAUGGAAAAGCAGCAUCAUGGUGAGAAUACUUUGAAGAAGGAAUUGUGGAUGAAGUUUGAAGAUGCAUCAGAUGAAGUCCAUCCGAUUCGUUACAUUCCUCCGCAGAAAGGGUUUCUCGACAGAUUGGACGAGGCUUUGUGAAACGAUUAUUUUGUUUUGUGACGAAAUGAAGUGUAAGGAUGAAUUUUUUGUUG